Olea europaea var. sylvestris is the source of this 2051-nucleotide messenger RNA. Its product is annotated as growth-regulating factor 7-like. NCBI's taxonomy places the organism in Eukaryota, Viridiplantae, Streptophyta, Magnoliopsida, Lamiales, Oleaceae. The transcript has 5 exons. Gene Ontology annotation, molecular function: ATP binding. Gene Ontology annotation, cellular component: nucleus. The coding region runs from base 378 to 1847 and encodes 489 amino acids. The record is from RefSeq and is a predicted model, not a curated record. Gene Ontology annotation, biological process: developmental process; regulation of DNA-templated transcription; DNA-templated transcription.
UAUGGCAAUUAUAAGAGAGAGAGAAUAUUAAUGAGAGUUCUGCAUAUAUCCGCUGUUGUGUUUAGUGUGCGAAUGUUGGAAGAAUGGAGGCAAACCCAAGGCCGACAAUGGCGGCAAUACACUACUAAAUUCCAAAAUCCACCCCCAUGCAGUCCAUAGAACCCAGUUCUUGAUUUUUAUUUUUAUUUUUUUUUUCUAUUUUACACUCAGGCAUCCCUAGUUGAAAAUUGAAUGACAAAGAAGAAAUAAGCACUUUUUGGGUUUCUUUUUCUGUUUUCCAUUAUUUUUAGCUGCUUAGAUUUUCAGCCAAGGCGGCAUCAUAUAGGGAUUUUGGUUUGAAGGUGCAGAGUGCAGAAUCAUUCUCUUCCAAGAUUAUCAUGACGAGUAAUCUUAAUCAAAAAAAUCAUGACCGUCAACACGAUUAUGGUCGUGGGACCCUCUCUAACCAUGGCGGAGGUAACGAGAUUGGGGAAAAUAUAUACGUGGAUGAUGUUCGUAGUAGUGGUGGUGGUGGUUCAGUAGCUGUUAAAACUUUGCAGCUUUUUGACAUUAUUCCUUCUUCAACUGACUUGAAAUCCCCAGGGGGAAUGGAGGCAAACGUGGGGUUUCCUUUUACAUCAGAACAAUGGAAGGAGCUUAAAAGACAAGCUAUGAUCUAUAAGUACAUGGUGGCCUCUGUCCCUGUUCCUCCCGAUCUUCUUUUUCCCAUUUCCAGCCAUUAUCCUGCAGUUGCACCAGACCCUUCACUGAAUAGCGGAGGCAUAUUUAACAUGAGAAAUUCAAAAAAUGGGGAUUCUGAACCUGGAAGGUGCAAGAGAACGGACGGCAAGAAAUGGAGGUGUUCUAAAGAUGUUGCUCCAAACCAGAAAUACUGUGAGCGCCACCUGCACAGAGGCCGUCCCCGUUCAAGAAAGCCUGUGGAAGUAAAAAACAAUGGGUCUUUUAACACCAAUCCACAAGCUACCAUUGCUGCCUCUAACCAGUUUCUUGCAUCAAAUGAGACUUCUCUGCUAUACUAUCCCAAAACGGAUGUAAAUAUUUCUACAGCCUCUUGCAAGAAACAUAACAGCAGGGAUUUGGACUUGAUGAUAGAAGCUGAGAUGGUGGCAAUGCGUGUGGCUAAUCCACAAUGGCAGCAUCUGAUGAACACAGAUAUAGCAAAUGAAGGCUCAAUUUAUAACACUAAUGCAUCUGUUUUUUAUCAAGAUUAUGCCGGAAACCAGUCGUUGAAUGUCUUCUCCUAUGCAGAUUACCCAGCCUCUGAUCUUGUUGUUGAUGGUAGUGGUGGUGAUCGGUGCUAUAUAGGAUCAUUUCUCAACCCCAGUUUGGUGUCUUUGGAAAAACACUCACAGAUAGAGACCACAAGGGAAUUCAACGAUGCAUGGUCAAAUAACAAUGGCAAUGCUGACUCCUCUGUAUCAUCAAAUCAAGGGACGUUUUCCCCUUCCUCGCUCACUUUAACAAUGGCAAUGGCUGCUGGAGAUAUCUUAGAUGAACAAAUGGAAAAGAUCGAAACUGGGAGUGGUAUUGGAGACUUUGAUGACCAUAAACAUGAAGAUUCAAGUUGGCUAGACCCCAUUUCUUCGAUGCGUUUUGCACAAGGAGGGCCGUUAGCUGAGGCGUUACUACCCAGAUCAACCACUCUAAAAGGCUCAAAUUCAGCUUCUCCAUAUUAUUCAAUUAGCCCCUCAGCAACUACUGUUUCAUCGCCAUCCGGGGUUCUGAACCGGACAUUGUUUUCACAUUCUGAUGGUAGUGUUUGCAAUAGUCCAACUCUUGUAGCUCCACCAGGAUUAUCAGAAGCUGUUGCAUUGCCAUGGCUCAACUGGGCUUAUGAGUUACUUUGAAGUUGAUUCCUGAAUUUGGUUAUUUUGGGAUGUUGCAAUUUGCUUUUUGUGAUGUGUUUCUUGUUUACUUUGUAUGAGCAUUUUCAAUAGGAACUUCUGCAAUUUGAUACAGCAGAAUGAUGAAUGCUUCUUGAAAGUUCAAUAUGUCUUUGUGAUUGAAUCAUGUCACAAUCAAUAUCUAUAGAUGUAUGAAUUUCACUCUAA